Molecule: messenger RNA, 978 nt
Organism: Arabidopsis thaliana (thale cress)
Lineage: Eukaryota; Viridiplantae; Streptophyta; Magnoliopsida; Brassicales; Brassicaceae
Exons: 5
Coding region: 1-978 (325 amino acids)
Source: RefSeq, marked reviewed
AUGAGUAGUAAAAUCAGUCCCGACCUUAAUCCAGUUUUAGAGGCAGAGAAGUCUCACAAGAAUGAGGAAGAAAAGUCUGAGAAGGAUGAGGAAGAAAAGAGUGAAGAAGAAGAGAGCAAAGAAGAAGAGAAAGAAGAAGAGGAGAAAGAAGAAGAAAAGAAGAAGGGAAUGACGACGAAGGAGAGUCCUCCGAUGAUAAUAAUGCCUGUAAAGAAGAAAACUGGGUUAAAGAGGAAGAGAGGAGUAGCAACGAAGCUAAUUGAUAAAGGAACAAAAGCAACGACGGAGGAGCCAUCCUCGACGGAGCAAAAUAAGGCGAUAGAGGCAGUGAAAGAAGAUAAGUAUGACAAGAAUGAGGAAGAAAAGUCUGAGAAGGAUGAGCAAGAAAAGAGUGAAGAAGAAGAGAGCGAAGAAGAAGAGAAAGAAGAAGGGAAUGACGACGGAGAAGAGUCCUCCAAUGAUAGUACAACAACGGAGGAGCCAUCCUCGACGGAGGAGCCAUCAUCAUCAGAGCAAAAUAAGGCAAUUGAGGGAGGAGGAACUGAAGAACCAAUCCUGGCCUUAACUCCGGUUUUAGAGGCAGUGGAAGAAGAGAAGUCUUACAAGAAUGAGGAAGAAAAGUCUGAGAAGGAUGAGGAAGAAAAGAGUGAAGAAGAAGAGAGCGAAGAAGAAGAGAAAGAAGAAGAAGAGAAAGAAGAAGAAAAAGAAGAAGGGAAUGAUUGUUGGGGUCGGAUUUCCCCAAAAAGACCGAGCCGAGCAAGAGAGACUAGAUACGCCCCGGGAUCUCAGCUUACUACUUCAACGGUAGGAAAACUAUUCACGAGAUGCUACCUACUCGGGUAUUCAUUAUCCGGCUCAUGUGCCACUCCAAGAAACACACCUCGAGCCAGGAAAGGAAAUACCUCGGGAUUCCGGGCCAGCGCGGAAGACAUUAGGUUGCAUAGAAUGUACACCGAGCCGAUGCCUAGCGUUUCAUAG